Ictalurus furcatus (blue catfish) is the source of this 4162-nucleotide messenger RNA. RefSeq names its product ST3 beta-galactoside alpha-2,3-sialyltransferase 8 (gene st3gal8). NCBI's taxonomy places the organism in Eukaryota, Metazoa, Chordata, Actinopteri, Siluriformes, Ictaluridae. The record is from RefSeq and is a predicted model, not a curated record. Gene Ontology annotation, molecular function: beta-galactoside (CMP) alpha-2,3-sialyltransferase activity. The transcript is spliced from 7 exons. Bases 1544 to 2599 code for a protein of 351 amino acids.
UGUGUGUGUGUGUGUGUGUGUGUGUGUGUGCGCCUCUGUACUCCACCACAAUGGAUUUGAAAUCAAGAUGUGAUUAACGUGUAGACCUUCAGCUUUAAUACAAGGCGUUUAACAAAACUUUUGUAUUGACCCUUAAAGAAUUACAGCCAUUUAUUACAGAGUCCCUCCAUUUUCACAGGCUCAAACACCAUUGGACAAUUGAAUGAUGAGCAGUUUCAUGGCCAGGUGUGGCCUGUUUGUUAUUUCAUGACAAAUGAAGGAGAUAAAAGGACUGGAGUUGAUUCCAAGUGUCGAGUUUGCAUUUGGUAGGUGUUCAUAGGAACUCUCAAUGGCCUCUAUGCACAGUUGCUGCCGCAUAUCGUCUCAGUGGCCACCGCAAGUUCUGCUUCUGCGCUGGAAGGGAUUUUUGUCUUCCAUUUCCACUUCCUUCCAGCACCGUCAGCAUGGCUUCUUAAACUUUCUGCUUGCAAGAUCUUCCACGGAUUACUGAGAACGAUGUCAGUCGCGUUGUGAGGUUGACAUCCAUCACUCCCUCUAGUAAGAAGGAGAAGGGCUUUAAAUUGUACAUUUCUAGUUAUAUCGAAAUCAAGCUAGCCAGAUUCGUUUGUGACAGUGACUUUGAGAUACUCUUAUACGUUUAGUUUUCUGUCUAGUUAACAUUUUUUAGAUCUUCCGUUUUUAGAGUUUAGAAUGCUUACUUUUUCCAAAGAAUAUAAUAAUUGAUCUUAAACAGAUAAAAAUGUUUUCUAAUAGCAACCUGCUCUUAUUUACUGUGCUGAGCUGUGUUGCGUAACUCUGAACAUGUUCGUGCUUGCUUAAAACAAAAAAAUGAACUUUUGCAAACAACAAAAAGACAACAGCAUGCUUCUAGACGGCACUUAGUUUUAAUGUCUUUAAACCAUAACGUCUUUAUGUUAUGUAGAAAACGUAUAAAACGUGAUAGAUCGUGACGUUACCUUCGGGAAGUCUAACCUUAGCACAGUGUCCUUUCUUCAUUAGUCGGCGUCCUUUGUAGAGAUCGAACGAUAAUUGGUUUUAUCGAUAUUUUCCCCGAUAUUUAAGCAUUUUUCCAUAAUCGGCUAUCUGAAUCUGAGGGGAGACGAGUCAACAACGGUGUGCACGGUAAUGAGGCUGUGAAACAACAGACGUUGGCCAUGUGGACUGAAAUAUGAAGACAUUAACUCAAAAGAGAGGUCUGCCACUGAUUAAAUCAGAAAAUCAGAAUUCUCCUUUCUUUCCUCUUAUUUCUGUGACUUCAUGAUGCCCUCCCUGUGACCCCUGACGCUAAAAAGCAGCUGGAAAUACAAUCAAAACUUAAAGGACCAACUGGAAUAACCAUUCCUGCUGUUUUACUUCUCAGGCAACAAUGAAUCUGGAUUGUAAAUAAGUCCACAGAUUAAUUUCACAACCUCUGCAACUCAGUGGGAAAGUAGACGAUCAAUAACAAGUUCUGGGUUCAUCAUGUGAAAGACUGAAGUAACUCUCUAGCACUGAAUACAUCACUUUUCAUCCUGCUGAGCAUCGAAAAGGGUCAGGUCUAACCAUGCUGCUGAAGAAAAAGUUGUGCAUCGGUGCCUUGUUCUGCGGUGUCCUGUUUUUUAUGAUCGCCUCUCACUCCAUUCAGAACAGCUUCAAGCGUGACAUGCUUGACGCUGCUCACAGCACUGCCAAGACUCUGAGAAAGACACAGACUCAAACCAAGACUGUAACCGAGACAAGUCAACAUCGCUCAUGUAGCUGCACAACUUGCAUCAAAGAUUCGGGCGUUUCGGAGUGGUUCAAGCAACGCUUUGACUAUAAGCAGGAACCGUACCUUACUGCUGAAGAAAAUCAAAUAGAUCCAGACUCAUUAAAGUGGUGGCUGGGUUUGCAGCAAUCAGCAAAUCAGUCCAUCAGUGAAAUAAUUGAAAAGAUGUUUACAGUGAUUUCUCGUCCUGUGAAAAGUAUACAUCAGCCAAGUCAGUGUCGGAAGUGUGCUGUGGUUGGAAAUUCAGGAAAUCUGCUGCAGUUCAAGUAUGGACAUAUGAUAAACUCACAUUCCAUUGUCUUCCGGAUGAAUAAAGCUAUGACUUCGGGUUUUGAGCAGCAUGUAGGGAACAAGACCACUCACCACAUCAUGUACCCUGAGAGUGCUGUGGAUCUGGCACCUGGCGUCCAUCUUGUCCUCCUACCCUUUAAAAUGAGAGACCUUGAGUGGGUGACCAGUGCCCUUUCAACUGGAGAAAUCAAAAGGACCUACAUGAGAGUGAAAGAAUUUGUGCAGGCGGAUAAAGAUAAGGUGAUUGUGGUGAACCCAAGCUUCUUUAAGUACACUCAUGACCGCUGGACCGAGCACCAUGGCAGAUACCCCUCUACUGGCAUGUUGGCCAUCGUGUUUGCUCUGCACGUCUGUGAUGAGAUCUCAGUGUUUGGUUAUGGGGCAGACUCACAAGGAAAUUGGCAUCACUACUGGGAGAACAACAAGUACGCCGGAGCCUUCCGCAAGACAGGUGUGCACAGUGCUGAAUUUGAACGCGAGAUCAUUCUGAAAUUGGACGCAGAAGGCAAAAUUAAACUCUACCCAAAGGUGGAGAGUAAGGCUCCUAAUAACGUGAAAUGAAUGGAUCAUGGAAACAUAAGUGUACGAUGUAUUGAUGUCGAACCAAAGAAGAGCCACAAUCAGCUGUGAUCCACCCAGCUAUUAACUAACCACUGUGAGUUACGCUGAACCAAACCCACUGAUAACAAGCUGUAUUCUCUCCAGACCAAACAAUCCUUUAUUAUUUUUUAUUAUUAUUAUUAUUAUUAUUAUUAUUAUUAUUAUUAUUAUUAAAUGCUCUAUUGUUACUUGCCUUGUGUUAAUGCUGAACCAGUACUUGUGAAACUCCUGAAGCUAAGGAAAUUGAGCAUAUAAAAGUAGAUCUGGGGAGCAGCUUCAGGCUGAUUUGUCCACACUGCGCUACAACUAAAUAGCCUUAUAGACACUGGAGAUUUAAGAGAUGUACAUUCUUAGACUCAGUGUAAAUGGCAAAGACCAAAACUAUGUUUGAAACUUAGGUAACACUUUUUACUGAAACUGACAGCAAAAUGUAGUUUGUGGUACAAUUAAUGAAUGUCUACAGAAAUUGACUUUAAAUUUGUAUUUUUAUGCUAUGGUCCAUUGUUGCAAAUGGAAACUGACUUUUUUUAUAUGCGUGGUUUUGUGGACUGUAAUACAUCACGGAUGGUAAAAGGAAAAGGUCAACUUUUGUAGCUGCAGUGUCUUUUCCACACUGACCUCCUGGAACCAAGGGGGUGAAUAUUUAUGCAAGGCAUUGUUGGUGUAAAUCAUAAAUGAGGUUUUAAAACUUAAGCUGUUUUUAGCAUUGGGUCAUCAAUCAGAGGCCUUUCCACAGCAGCACUGAUCAAACAGAAGUUUUCACUUUAGUCAGUUUCCUCACUGAUAUUUUAGUCACAUGCAUAUGAACACUUCCUGUCUUUCUUAACAGGUGAUUUUUUUUAAUAAGAAGUGGGAUGUCUGAUUGUUAUCAUGGGAAAUGAAACCGGGGUGCUCAAAGUCAUUGGGUUAUAAUGCAGUUCAAUUCAUCUCCUUCAGAUUGGUGAAAAAGCUUAAUUUUUAGUUUUAUUUCAGUUUUUCUUGCCAAGUUUCCUCUGUUAUAUGACUGUGGUUUAAUGUAUGAUGUUAUGUUUAUGAAUGUGUUAUGGUUUUUGUUGCCCUGUGUCAGAUAAGUGUUGUUACUGUGGUCUUCUGAGACUCAAAGUCUUGCCUUGAGCACAAAUUGACUUAAAAGAUAAUCAUUCCAUAGAGAUGGAAGAAUAGAUAAGAUUGCUUAUUUGAUUUUGUACAUGCAUGAUCAUAAAUCAGUGGACAUGGUCGUUUGUUUCCAUAGCAUUAUUAUUAUUCAAAAAUCACAUAUUCAAAAUGAUAAACAAUAACAGUUAUAAAUCGAAUAGCAAAAAAAGAAAUAUUGGUAAUACAGAUUGCUAUGACAUUUGUUUUACAUAAAUUAAAUAGUUUUUUUUUUUUAAUUAUUAUUAUUAUUAUUUCAGUUGUACUUUAUCAAAGACUUGAAGGAAACAGCAAACAGAAACAUAAUUUUCAGUUGUUAAUUCUGUGCGUUAGCAUCACAGACCUUACCUUGUACUCGAGUGUGCAAGUAGAAAAAUAAAGACAUAAAUCAUU